GGCAGUGUGAUUUUCCUGCAGCAGUAAUUGUUGUCUCUGUAUCUUGAAUAUGUCUGGUGUUCUUGGUGGAGAUGGUGGUACUGAUCCUCAGAAGCUGGAGGGCAGGAAAGAUGAAGAAUCUAAGCCAAGAGAGUUCUUCUGGGACAGUGUUUCUCUAUAUGUUGUCGGAGUGAUAGUUGCUAUUGCUGCAAUCGAUGUUGUCACUGAGUUUAUUCGUGGGAGUGCUGUGUCUUGCUUUUCUCCACCAAGCCAGACAGUAACUGAAGCACAGGAGAGCUAUAUUAACAAUUUUUGCUCUGCUAGUUUGCCGUUGACCGAGUAUUUUCCAGUGUUCAUAGUAGUUCACGCUAUUCUUAUUGCAAUACCUCAUUACCUGUGGUUGAAUCACUAUGGCGGAAACUUUGAGUUCUUCUUUGUUCAAGUCAAGGAAAUGGAUCGCACUAGAGAUGAGAAGACGGGUGACUACUCAGACAAGAAUCGAAUCAUUAUACAGCAGCUCACUCAAGCUUUCACUACAUACCAGCAGAACUGGAUGUUUGUGGUCUACGUACUCAAGCUUAUACUACAGCUCCUUUUAACUGUUGCCGGAUUUUUGGCUGCAAUAAUUGCUUUUACAGACUUCAACGAAACAUUCAUGUGUCCGAGAAAUGCAAACAGCACAGCUGAUCCCUUCUGGCCAUUUGAGACUCAGGUGGUCUGUGUGUUCACUUCAUUGCGACUAUUCUCAGCUAUUCGUCUAGCUGAUUUGAUCCUCUUAGCAAUUCUCAUCAUGUCGUUUAUCUGGUCUCUCAUCUGGUGUGCUAGUACUCAUCCCACAGAGCUCUCCUCUGAUGAAGCUGCACUCUUCUGUUUUCAUUCCUCAAUGGCUCCAGAACAUUACGUACCCAAGUUCCCAAUAAAAGGAUGCUUGUAUCCUGUCAAAAGAUGCAUGCAAAGUAUCUUCUCCUCGGCUUCAAUGAUCGGCCGUGGUCCAAUGAUUAAGACCAACCUUGAUUUCUUGGUGUUAAAAUUAUUUAGGACUGAUAGUGGAUUGGGAUUUGUGUUUAGGGAGAUGCAAAUUCUGGAGAAGAUACGUCACCAUAACGAGGAUGAUCAGCGAAGGACGAACCUCCACAAGAGACAACAACAAGCAAAGACACUCGGAGAUGGAGAUUUGAUCCGCCCAACCGAAGUGAAAGGAUUCAAAGAGGACCUAAAAUGGAGAUUCACAAAAGUUGCAGGAGAAAAAGGAAUGUUUGACAAGAAUUUUGACCGCCUACUCUCAUCAGAAACACUGGUCCUUCCUGACUCUCUAAGAGGAUGCAUUGUUGGCCUGUCAGCUCUGGCCCCAAAUCAUGACCUAGCUCUGCUGAUCAACUUUGGCUCUGUCUCUCUGGGUAUACCAAGUGCGUUGUCACGGAUCUUCAAUAAGGUGGGGGUGGUGAACUUUAACCCAUACUUCAAGCAGCCAGAGUUGACUGGCCCACCAUUUGAGAGCAAGGCGUAUGCUUCUGACAUUGUGGAGGUCAAAUAUCCCGAGAAUGUGCUGUCUUCAGAGAUUGAAAAAUCCAGCGAUUUUCCAAAAGGUCUUGAGGGUAUCUGGGGCAUUAGUAACGACACAGCUGACCUCAUUAUAGUGGCUCCAGUGGACAACGAGUUACACAUCUCUACAAUUUCAUUGUUUCUGGCCAAGAUAGCCAAGAUCCCCCAGCCCCCACGAUCAAGGUUUAGUCAGGGAUGCUUACUGGUUACAAUCCAUCCGAGGGAAGUGGCAGCCAUGCAGACUGGAAGACAAUUCCACACCUACACACCACCAAGGAAAUAUUUUGAGCCAUAUCCUCAGAAGGUCCACCUGGAUGAAAUGGCUGGAAACCUUGAGUGGCCGCCUCGAGCCCCGCCCACUGAACCUGAGGAGACCACUACAUCCUCCAUGCUUGAUCUCAGAGUACUCUGUGGAGACUCUCACAGCACGUUCACCUUUAGCCUGUAUCGCUACCCCCCAGGCUAUGCCCCCCAGACAUCAUCCCCUCAGGGGAGCAGAGGAGCGUACACCGCUGUCAGUUUCCAUAGCGACAGAGAGGUGGGCAUGAGCUCAUCUGGACAGGGACCACAAGAUCGCACUAAGGUCAACUACACAGAAAUCAAUGUGCCUCAAAAUGUGUAGUGAAACUUUAUAUAUAGUAAGUCAACUUUAUAUUAUAGUAACAAUUAUUGAACAUCAAUUGUUCUUGUACAAAUUAAAAUUAUAUUCACAGUAGCAUGUAUAUUUGAUUCAAUUGUAAUUGUUCAGUUAUUAUUAUCAA
Halichondria panicea is the source of this 2282-nucleotide messenger RNA. RefSeq lists its product as uncharacterized. Bases 50 to 2143 code for a protein of 697 amino acids. The transcript has 7 exons. NCBI's taxonomy places the organism in Eukaryota, Metazoa, Porifera, Demospongiae, Suberitida, Halichondriidae. The record is from RefSeq and is a predicted model, not a curated record.